Lactuca virosa is the source of this 489-nucleotide messenger RNA. The record is from the annotation of a GenBank genome assembly. NCBI's taxonomy places the organism in Eukaryota, Viridiplantae, Streptophyta, Magnoliopsida, Asterales, Asteraceae.
AUGUCACAAACACUUGAUCUUCCUGAGGUUGCAAAUCUUUGGGAUGUUAGAGAUGUGCCCACAAUCGUUGUCACUCAGAGAGGUGCAAGAAGAAGUUUCCAGAAGUUUCUUGCCUCAAAAGGCGUUGAAGUAGUGGAAUUUGACAUUUUUAACCCUAAAAAAGUUGCGGAAUAUCUUUACGAUCGUGGGUAUUUUUCAGUCUUGUGGGAAUGUGGAGGGACGUUAUCGGCAUCAGCUAUUUUAUCCGGUGUCAUACACAAGGUGCAUGCUUUUGUUGCUCCUAAGAUAAUUGGUGGAAGGAACGCGCCUUCUCCAGUUGGGGAACUUGGGAUGGUUGAAAUGACACAGGCUUUGGAGUUAAGUGAUGUUUCUUAUGAGCAGAUAGAAUCUGAUGUGCUUAUUAGUGGAUAUGUGCAACCCAUUCCUGAUUUGACACAAUCAACAAUUGAUCCAAGUUUAUCUCCUAAGAUAAUUGGUGGAAGGAAUUAA